Molecule: messenger RNA, 393 nt
Organism: Pyricularia pennisetigena
Lineage: Eukaryota; Fungi; Ascomycota; Sordariomycetes; Magnaporthales; Pyriculariaceae
Exons: 1
Coding region: 1-393 (130 amino acids)
Source: RefSeq, a predicted model, not a curated record
AUGUUAACCUAUCCCUCUCCAGACCUUCUCAGCGUGCAGGCCAUGGAGCACUUCAAUCCAAUCCAAAACGCAGUCUCAACGCCAUGGAAGGUGCAGAUCAACAGCGAACAGCUUUCAAAGCUCAAAACUGAUCACUGGCCGGAGGAAAUGGAGGACAAAUGGAUGGUCUCUUCCGAAACCCGCGAGGGCAAGACUCUCGUUCACUUUGCUCGUAGCUGGACCGGCAAAGACAUGUUCAUCUUGACCAUCGAGGAGGCCGGUGAUGAAGGGGCUCAGAUUGAGACUCUGACGUGGAAUUCGGGUGAUGACGACACCCCGAAGAGUGAUGAGGCCGAGGCAAAGGCGAUGGUGAUCCGUCUUUCCAAGAGCCUACUCGGCUGUGAAUUGUCAUGA